Phyllotreta striolata is the source of this 1511-nucleotide messenger RNA. NCBI's taxonomy places the organism in Eukaryota, Metazoa, Arthropoda, Insecta, Coleoptera, Chrysomelidae. The record is from the annotation of a GenBank genome assembly.
UUGCCUCAGUAAUUUGUAUUUGUUGUUUUUACUUCAGUGUAAGUAGUUGGAGAUAUUCUCAUUCUAAAAUGGAUAAAAGUAAAUUCAGAAACAUGGAAGACGAGAUGAGCAGAUUCGAGGCGGAAAUAUCGGGCCAAACUCUCAUGACCGAGUACGCUCCCACGUACAUUCCCGGUUUCGGGGCUAUCCCUCCACCGCCGACGCCUCCGAUGCUCAUUCCCCAUCAAGUACACAUCAGCAAAGCGGGCAGGAAAUACGACCAUUGUUUCACAUCGAACACCGUAGCAUCCCAGCCGGCCGUAGUCUCUGCAAAGCCCACCAUGUACGCGCCCCCUAAACUCACCGUCAACACGUCCACUCAAGCCACCACGCAGGCCAAUUCGAUGGACCUAAUCGCGUUGCAAAGCGAGGUCGAGAAGAAAUUGAAGAAGCUGAAGAACGAGAAAAUCAGCGCCGAACUGGCCAUUUCGCAAGGAAAAGCGAGCAGCGCGUUGCAGUCGUUCGGGCCAGACGAUUACAAACGGAAGGGUAGCAAGAACAGGAAAUUGAUGAGGACUGCUGGGGGACAGACUUGGGAGGACACGUCCCUGGCCGAUUGGCAAGACGACGAUUUUCGCAUAUUUUGCGGGGACUUGGGCAACGACGUCACCGACGAGCUGCUGACGAGAACUUUCAACAAGUUCCCUUCGUUUCAAAGGGCGAAAGUGAUCAGAGACAAGCGAACCAACAAGAGCAAAGGGUACGGGUUCGUUAGUUUCAAAGAUCCCGCCGAUUUCACUAAAGCUAUGAAGGAGAUGAAUGGUCGAUACGUGGGUAGCAGGCCGAUAAAAUUGCGAAAGAGCUCGUGGAGAAAUCGAUGCAUCGAUGUGGUGAAGAAAAAGGAGAAAGAGAAAGUGGCACUUUUGAAUUUGCUUACUUCGGGAAAUGGGCGAUAAGGCGACCUUAAAUUGAUGCUAAAGGUGAACUGUUUUUAUUUAUUAAGUCCAAAGUCAUAUUUUUUUUGUAAAUAAAUACUAAUUUAUAGGAGUAUAUUACAUUUGUCUUCCUAAAAACAUUAACAUAUUCCUUAAACACACUUGUGCUGCUACAAUGUGCAUUGUGAACGUUCCGUUAUAUCAUUUUUUUGUCCUAGUAGUUGAAGGUCCGCCUAAAUCUUCUAAUUCCUGUUUGAGAGUGUUCAAUUCCGCAUCGGGUAUGUAUCGAAUUUCAUCGUCGGUUUCCUGAUGAGGUCGAAUUUCAGCGGAAACUCCGGCGGGAAGACUAGCUUCGAUCGUUCUAAUAACCGUGGAUAGUACGUCCGAUAGCUGAAUGACCCUUUCGUAUAUCUUCAAAUUGUACUGAGCGUGUAGGACUUCGCUCUUCGGUUUCAAAGCAGUCACGCUCAUAUCCUGCGCAGGCACUGCCCAGGAGUCCUCUACGUCUAAAUCCAUAUUUUUGAACAUGUUGUGAAUGAAUUUCUGAUAUUGCUCCAAAACCGGGUAAUCGUAUCCUUUCAGAAACACAUUUAAUUG